AUGGGUGACGACGACAUUGAUGGAUGGGCAAACAUUCAUCAUGACAUCUUGAAGGAAAUUGCGGAGCACUUCUAUUCGUACGAUGAUUUCAUCCAACUUCGUUUAGUUUGCAAGCAAUGGAGCUUGAAACUUCCAGAGAUCUCCAGCGAGAUUUUGUGGCUGCUGAUGCCUGAAGAAUCUUCCAGUACUCAUAUUUACGAAGACGAGGAGAUCUACCAUCUCAUGCAGUUACCUAUUGCUAAUGAAGUACCACUUGAUAUUCAGUCUCUUUAUGAAGACGAGAUCCACCAUCUCAAGCUACCAGAGAUGCAGAACAAAUUCAUCCGUGGUUCUUUUGGUGGAUGGUUGAUCGUCCAAGAUAUAUACCAGCAAGGUUCGAUGUAUAUGUUAAAUGCGUUUACAAAGGUAGUCCAUCUAGAUCUUCCUCCAAUAUCGACUUUUCCGGAUAUAAUUGACUACAAUCCUAACAAUUAUGGCCUUGAAUAUACUAUUCGGGUUUUGGACGAUGACGAUAUGGAUGAUUACCGGAGGUCGAGCAGUUGGAUAAAUAGGAUCUGGGUUUGGAAGGUUAUUAUAAAUUCAUGUCCUAGUAAUGACAAUGAAGAUUUUAUGGCAGUGGCUAUAUAUGGACCUGGUUGUACAUUAGCCUUUUACAAACCAAAUGAUAAGAGAUGGUUAGAUCUUUCAACUAGAAAACCGUCUUUUCAUGAUGUCAUAUUUUUUGGAGAAAAGAUAUAUGCAGUAGAAGAACGUGGCCAGCUAUACGAAUUUGAUACAAACACAAAGUCAGGGCCUGUAGGUGGUAUUCAUGAAGCCAAACCUCCCUCUGAUGCUGCGGUGGGUCCUUAUCAGCUUAAAUAUUUGGUUGGGUGUGCUAAUGGAAGUUUAUUGAUGCUGGUGAGACAUUUUACUUAUCGUGGAUUAUGUACUUACAAAUUUGAUAUCUAUGAAUUGAAGAAGAAUGCAAAAGAAUGGUCCAGACUAGAUAGUUUGGAAAAUUGCGUACUGAUGAUUGGACUCAACUCUUCUGUUCAAAUGCUGCCUGCAAGUAUUCAAACCAAAGGAAAUCAAAUCUACUUUACAGAUAAUCUAAUAGAAUUGAAAUCAAUGGAGGAUGCCGAACUUCAAGAUAUUGGCAUCUUCGACUUGGACGAUGGAAGUUGUCAAAAACUAUUAUCCGAUGUGAAGUUCUUGUGUCCUCCUGUCUGGUGUUAUUCUAGCUCAUUUCUUUAG
Messenger RNA from Arachis stenosperma, 1233 nucleotides. RefSeq lists its product as uncharacterized. The record is from RefSeq and is a predicted model, not a curated record. Bases 1 to 1233 code for a protein of 410 amino acids. Lineage: Eukaryota; Viridiplantae; Streptophyta; Magnoliopsida; Fabales; Fabaceae. The transcript has a single exon.